UAGAGGUUGGGAUGUCUGAAGUUUGACGCUGCAAAAGACAAUUAUGAUAAAUUACACGUUGUUGGUUUGAGAUAGUGUUUAGAUAUAUCAAUGCAGGAGGCUACCUUACUAAGUUUCUGUGGCAAAUCUUUAACAAGUGAACGUAAGAAACGGUCGUGACCGACUGUAAAGGGGUGGAACGUUGGAAAGUUUGACUGCAGAUCUGUCAAGUCGACUUGCUUACACAGACAACAUUUUCAUCAGCAUAAAAAUUCACAACUGAAAGUUAUAACUUUGUGUUUGUUUGUAUGUUUUCUGUUUUAGAUGCCCUAACUCAGCAAAUGGGGACAAGAAUCUCAGAAUUUGCAUUUGCCCAGGCCGAACAAAAAUGACUUUGCAAUGUCCCAGACAGGAAAGGGAAUAUUUCCUUAUGGUGGUGAAGGAGGCUAUAAAAGGGCAUAUAAAUGGUGCCGGUAUACAGUAACUUUCAGUUGUGUGUGUACACCUGACUUGAGAUGAAAGUGCUUCAAGAUGACAAAACUAGAUCUCAGUUGGCAGAGCCAAAGUUGGAAACGAGAACCAGAUGUCCGUUUUCAUUAGCCAUCAACAACAUCCAGAAUGGCUCACGCUACCAGGACACGCUGCACAAGCAGGCUGCCAAGAAUCAGGCAUGUGACUCAAUCAGUUGUCAGGGUUCAUUAAUGACUCCCAAAACAUUGAUUUGGAAUCCCAAACUGGCUCAAACUGCUCACAAUGAGAUACUUCCCCGGGCUAUUGACUUAAUUAACCAGUUAUUCAAGUCCAAAGUAAAUCCCAAAAUUGAGGACCAUCUUGCAAGAUUGGAGACUAUUGUAAAGGAAAUUGAUGUAGCUGGAACAUAUGAGCUGACAUUGGAAGAACUGUCGUUUGCGGCCAAACAAGCAUGGAGGAAUGCUCCAAGAUGCAUUGGUAGGAUUCAGUGGUCUAAUUUACAGGUUUUCGAUGGCAGAAAGUGUACAACUACUCAGGAAAUGUUUGAUCUGUUGUGCAAGCACUUAAAGUAUGCCACAAAUGGCGGAAACCUAAGGUCGGCCAUUACCAUUUUCCGUCAGAGAAUGACUGGUAGGGGUCAAUUCCGGGUGUGGAACAGUCAGCUGCUGAAAUAUGCAGGGUAUCGAAUGCCCGAUGGAAGUAUCCAGGGAGAUCCCUCCAGUCUGGAAUUUACUCAGAUAUGUAUCCAGCUUGGAUGGAGACCGAAAUAUGGCCUCUUUGACAUGUUGCCUUUGGUAUUGCAAGCCAAUGGAGAGGAUCCAGACUUAUUUGAAAUUCCACUGGAUUGUAUUCUAGAAGUUGCCAUGGAACACCCACAGCAUGAAUGGUUUAAGGACCUUGGACUGAAGUGGUACGCUCUUCCAGCAGUUGCUGGUAUGCUUUUAGAGGUUGGCGGACUGGAGUUUUCAGCAUGUCCCUUCAACGGCUGGUACAUGGGCACAGAAAUUGGUGUCAGGGACUUUUGUGACUACCAACGCUACAACAUUCUUGAGGAAGUUGGCCGCAAGAUGGGCUUACAUACUCAAAGGCUGUCCUCGCUGUGGAAGGACCAGGCGUUGGUGGCCAUUAAUGUUGCAGUGAUGCACAGUUUUCAGAAAAACAAAGUGACCAUCUCUGACCACCACUCCAUGGCAGAAUCCUUUAUGAAGCACAUGGAGUCGGAGUACCGGCUCCGUGGUGGCUGUCCCGCAGACUGGGUCUGGUUGGUUCCCCCCAUGUCAGGCUCCCUCACGUCUGUCUUCCACCAGGAAAUGGUCAACUACAUCCUCUCUCCAUUUUACUACUACCAGCCUGACCCCUGGAUCAGCCAUAACUGGAGCGAUAAGAACAAGUUCAUGAUCAGACAGAAGAUCAGCCUCAAAGCCGUGGCCAGGGUAGUCCUCUUGUCCUCAAUCUUCAUGAGGAGAUUCCUGGCAAGCAGGGUGAAGUGCACAGUACUGUUCGCCUCCGAAACUGGAAGUUCACAGACAUUUGCCCUGAAACUCCACACCAUCCUUAAUGGUGCCUUCAACUCCAGGAUGCUUUGCAUGGAAGACUACAACAUCAGUGACAUAGACACAGAAAGCCUCUUGAUUGUGGUAACCAGCACUUUCGGAAAUGGAAGCCCUCCUGCAAAUGGAGAGAGUUUUAAGGAGAAACUUUUCUCAUUGCGGCAUCUUUGCAAAAAGUUGAGAUACUGUGUAUUUGGGCUUGGCUCCCAGAUGUACCCCAAGUUUUGUGCCUUCGCUCACACAGUGGACGACAAGCUGGAAGAGCUGGGCGCUCUGCGGCUAGCUCCCAUUGGAGAAGGGGAUGAGAUGAACGGACAGGAGGAAGCUUUCUUGGCAUGGGCAUCUGUGACUCUCAAGGUUGCCUGUGAAGAGUUCAACAUCCAAAUGCAGUUGAGCUUUAAGCUGCCAGGGGCGGAUCAGCUUUGUGAGUCAUGGGAGCCCAUGAAAUAUCGAGUUUCCCAUGAAAACAGCCAGUUGGACCGCUGUGCAGCACUGGCAGCUGCCUAUUCUAAAACAGUGCUCCCCAUGAAACUGAAAAGAAGACAGGAUCUUCAGAGCUCUCAUUCAAGUCAGUCCACUAUUCUAGUGGAGCUAGAGAUGGAAACAAUGAAUGAUUUCUUGAGCUUCUGUCCUGGUGACCACGUUGGUAUAUUUCCUGGGAAUCCACCACAACAAGUGGCAGGCAUCCUCAAGCUCAUCCCUAAUGCUUCCCCGAUCAACCAGAGCCUUUGUCUGGAACAUUGCAGUGACUCCUAUUCUGAUAACAAGAGAAACUGGGCCACCGUGGACCGUAUCCCAGCAUGCCCUUUGUCACAGGCUUUAACAUACUUCCUGGAUGUGACCACACCCCCCUCUCAGAAUCUACUCUACAAACUUUCUCAGAUCACAAACCAGGAGGAGCAUCGCCAGCACCUGCUAACUCUGGCGACGGACGUCAAGGAAUAUAUGACAUGGAAGAUGUUCAAGUGUCCCACGUUCCUGGAAGUCCUAGAGGAGUUCCCAACCCUGGAGCCAUCAGAGGCCUUUCUCUACAGCCAGUUGCCUUUGCUGAAGCCCCGCCUCUAUUCUAUCAGCUCCUCCCCCGAUCUGAAUCCCAAUGAGAUCCACGUCACAGUUGCUGUGGUAAACUACCAUACUGAAGAGGGACAGGGUCCUCUUCACCAUGGGGUAUGCAGUACCUGGCUAAAUAACAUCAAUGAAGGAGACAUGGUCCCCUGUUACAUCCAAAGCUCCAGUGGAUUUCAUCUUCCUGCAGAAGCCAGCGCCCCAAUCAUCUUAGUGGGGAACGGAAGUGGGAUCGCCCCCUUCAGGGGGUUCUGGCAGCAACGACUGUAUGACAUGAAAUGUCCAGGAUUCUCUGGAACUCCGAUGAACCUGGUGUUUGGUUGCCAGACUUCAGAGACUGACCACCUGUACAAAAAGGAGACACUAGACAUGAAAAGACAAGGUGUUCUGAAGAACGUAAUAUCGGCAUACUCGCGUCAGCCAGGACAACCUAAGGUCUACGUGCAGGAUAUCCUGAGGGAGAAGAUGGCCGAAGAGGUGCUGACAGUUUUGCACCAGCAGGGGGGGCACCUCUACGUGUGUGGGGGGGUGAACAUGGCACAUGGGGUGACCCUCGCGGUGCAAGACAUCCUGUGCAAACAGCUUGGCAUGACCAGCACUCAGGCAGAGGACUAUGUGACCCAACUCAAGAUCAAAAAGAAAUACCAUGAAGAUAUCUAUGGAGUCAAGGUUUAGAAAUGGGAUGGUUAUGAGCUGCUGAGGAUUUCAAGGAUGUCACCAAGGAUUUUGACAGCUGUGGAAGACUUGUGUAGAAACUAUGUGUCAGCUUCUAACAGUUUUUGGUAACCGGGUAAGAUCUUGGGUUGCCUUUAAACAUUUUGGAUUAUUAAUAGACUUCAUUUAGUUGUUAAUAUUGUUUUUGCGGGGGAUAUCUGGGGAUACAUUUUUUUGGGGUUUACUCUUCCAUUUAUGCUGAACUGUCAUCAAACCUUCCUAUUUUCCUUCUACGUACAUUUUAACUCUUCAAGAUAUUCAGAUUAAUUUAUGGAUUUAAUUGGAUUGUUUAAUGAGUCAAGAGACCACUUAAAUUAAAGAGCUGAGGACCCUGUCUUAACGUUCCAUAUAUAAUUUAACAUGUUUUCCAAAAAACUUUUUAUAUUGUCGAUUGAGGAUUUUACAUUCAAUUAUUUAUUUCUAUUUGUUUACAUUUGACAAUUGAUCUUGACAUGUUAUGGUGCAAAAACAAAAAUCAUGUUUGCAAUGUGAGACUUUUGAGAAAAUAAACUUGUUGCCCUGCAGGACUACAGUACAUUAAUGUGUUUCCUAAAGCACUGGUGUACUGUAUAUCAUUUCCCAUACGGAAACCCUUUGAGAACCAAACUUUAAAUUUGUCUGUUUGUGCCCAGUCUGUCAAUAAAUGUCAGUAACAUGACAUGAAUCAGACAUGAUAUAAUCAGAAAUCUAUUUGAAUCAACUUCAAAAAUACACACACAGAACCUUUCUUUAAAUGUCACAUUUAAUGAUUUUAACUACUGUACUUCAAAUCUACACUUUUCCCCCCCCAACAUACAUUUGACCACAUUUGAGGAGUCAAUCACAACUCUUACACCUUGGCUUUCAAAGGCCUCUGAGCAGGACGAUGUUUCUAUACCGUGUUUUGUAUUCAAAUGACUCCUACCCAACUGGGCUUUAAAGAACAGUUCCUCCAUCACUGUCUGGUCACAAACAGAACUCCCUGGGUGUAGACGCCAUGGCACCCUGAGUCACUAGCCACUGUCCUAGGGAGCUGACUAACUCUUUCAGCUCGCAGCUGCUCUGUAAAGUACUCCUGGGAGGAGGGAGGUGAAGAGAAGAUAAAGGCUAGAGGAAUAUUGUCAUCAAGGACUCAAAAACUGACAACUUUUCAGUAAAAGCCAUGUCUUCAACUAACAGAUUAGUUGAUACUUGCUGGCUAUCGACCAAGUGUAUCUACCCUUCCCUCACUUGUUCGGGUGUGGUGGUGUUGAGAAGCAGGACCUGCAGCAGGAUGCGGUCUAUGCCCAUCCCCACAAAUCAAAUCAAAUCAUAUCAAAUUUAUUUGUAUAGCCCUUUUUACACGCAAGCAUGUCACAGAGGGCUUCA
This is a messenger RNA of Hypomesus transpacificus, 5126 nucleotides long. Its product is annotated as nitric oxide synthase, inducible-like. The record is from RefSeq and is a predicted model, not a curated record. Gene Ontology annotation, molecular function: FMN binding; calmodulin binding; nitric-oxide synthase activity. NCBI's taxonomy places the organism in Eukaryota, Metazoa, Chordata, Actinopteri, Osmeriformes, Osmeridae. The coding region runs from base 495 to 3740 and encodes 1081 amino acids. Gene Ontology annotation, biological process: nitric oxide biosynthetic process. The transcript is spliced from 27 exons.